UCAUCGUGAAAAUGCAGCCGUUCCAAUCCGCGACACGCCCUGAAGGCCCGAGGGAGUCCUCCCCCGAGAGGGCGAAGUCCCCAGAUACACCGACGGCGCCCGUCCUCAAUUUCUCCAUAGCGCGACUGAUGGAGCCGGACAGGAAGAAGUCUGCGUCGCCCGAGCCGAUACCUCCGCCGAACUUUCUGUCGUACGGUGCUCAUUUGCUCGACUCCGCGUUCAAGCAGUACAUACCUGCAGCGAGGCGACAGCUUGUCUCGCACUAUCCUCUAUUAUACUACGGGCCAGAUCUCGUCUCUCUAACGUACGCCCAUCAGCUGCACCUUCCCAGACCUCCACCCGUGCAGUCCCCUCCGCGACCGCCUAGUCCAAGGGCGCCAGCGGCAGAUCACGCGGUGUCUUCCACCACCGGCCCCACGCCGUCACCGGCGAAGAACAAGAGCUUUGCUUGCGGAGACUGCGGUAAGGUCUUCAACGCACACUACAACCUGACAAGACACAUGCCGGUCCACACGGGAGCUCGGCCGUUUGUGUGCAAAAUCUGCGGCAAAGGGUUCCGUCAAGCGUCCACAUUGUGCCGGCAUAAGAUCAUCCACACCUCAGAGAAACCGCAUAAAUGUAUGACGUGUGGUAAAGCUUUCAAUCGCUCCUCAACUUUAAAUACUCAUGCGAGAAUCCACGCUGGUUAUAAACCAUUCGUCUGCGAGUUUUGCGGUAAGGGAUUUCACCAAAAGGGUAACUAUAAGAACCAUAGACUGACGCAUAGCGGGGAAAAAGCUUACAAAUGCAAUAUUUGUAACAAGGCGUUCCACCAGAUCUAUAACCUUACUUUCCACAUGCACACACACAACGAAAGAAAGCCGUUCACUUGCAGCAUAUGCGCCAAAGGAUUCUGCAGGAACUUUGAUCUCAAAAAGCACACGAGAAAACUGCACAUGGGCGCAGGCAAUUCGAACAACGAAUCAUCUCUGGACACGCAGGACGAGUCAACCCAAGAGGCGACUACUAGUGCGGGUGAGGAAUCAAGCAGAGUAGCGUUCAGACCCUUUCUGAGCUCGUCGUACCCUCGGAUCCUCGACCCCGCACGCAUGACUGCUCCCAAUACGUUUUUCUCAAAACUUUUGUGACCCGCGAGCUAUUUUAAUUUUGGGGAGAGGAAUGAAUAAAUGAAUUGAACGUGGAUUCGAUUAUAGAUAUUUAUUGUUUGUACAUAAUACAUGUGUUUAGUUAAUUAUUGAUUUAGUAAAAUAUAAUGUAAAUAGAAUUUUACUUAGAAUAGACAUGUUAAAGUGAGUUAAUUAUAUUUAGUAAUGUAAGUAUAAGUAGAGACCUAAAUGGACUAACCUUUCGAUGCAUCUACUUAUAGCGUACCUAUAUUUGUAGAUAAUCAGUUAAACGCGUUUUUCUUAUUGCCGGUUCGAACUAGGGAAAACGCGCAUAUAAUAUAUCGAGAAAAAGUGUGCAAGAAUAAAAUAGAUUAUCUAUUAAGAGGACAAGUACAAUUUAUAUUACUUUACUGGAUUGCUAAGUUAUUUAAAAAUAUAACUAUUAAAUAUUAUAAUGCUGGGACCAUGCUGAAAGGGCUAUUUUAUCUUUUCAACCGGCGUUCCUUCAAUCUUAGUUGUUGAGAAAGGUUCUCAAUUCGAAUGAUUUUUUGCGUUAUUACUCGAUAACUCUGUGGGUUUCGACCGAUUGCUGUGAUUCUUUUUGUUUUUGAUAGGAAAUUUGUUGUCAACGUAGUUUCAUUUAAGAACGUGGAGAG
This is a messenger RNA of Zerene cesonia (dogface butterfly), 1762 nucleotides long. Its product is annotated as fez family zinc finger protein erm-like. The record is from RefSeq and is a predicted model, not a curated record. Bases 12 to 1127 code for a protein of 371 amino acids. The transcript has a single exon. NCBI's taxonomy places the organism in Eukaryota, Metazoa, Arthropoda, Insecta, Lepidoptera, Pieridae.